Molecule: messenger RNA, 1317 nt
Organism: Paramecium tetraurelia
Lineage: Eukaryota; Ciliophora; Oligohymenophorea; Peniculida; Parameciidae
Exons: 5
Source: RefSeq, a predicted model, not a curated record
AUGUGGUUCAUUCUGUAAAUGCUAUAAUUUCAGAUCGCUUUUUCAUUAGAAACUAUAAUAGAAAUCUCGGAAAAUGCAAAAUUUUGGUCAGAUGUUUAAUUGAGUUCUCCAAAUAAUACUUAUCUACUUAACAUUGCAAAUACAGCCAAAUUUCCUUAUUAUGCCAUUAAUGUUGAACUUCACAAGCAAGAUGACACCUUUUCCUUACAUUAUGGAUUUGGAAAACCCCCAGAUUUUAGUUUAAGCUUGUCUGAAAUUUCAGAAGAUAAGGGGUUUGAUAUAUAUGGGUAUCUUGAAAAUAGAUUUACUCAUUUCAUCCUCUUGUCAAGUGAAGAUUUUCAAUCUCGAUAAGUUUAUAUAUCUACUUCAUCUGAAUGGACUUAGAAUUACAACAUUUCAGUUACUGCCACCAACACUAAAAUGUGUCCAAACAACUGCAACAACCAAGGCAGUUGCUAAGAUGGAAAAUGUUUAUGUAAUAAAUAUUACAUAGGGAAUGAUUGCCAUUAAAAGGCAACUUAUAUUCUAUAAAACAAAGAAAUAAUCCUUAAUUUAGAAAAUACUGCUAAGUAUGCAUAUGUAGAUUUGGAAGAAAGUGAAAAUGAAUCCAUGAGUUUAAUAGUUUAAACAAAUAGUUCUGAAGGAGUUUAUUGGUAUAUAAUGAAGACGAGAGUACUUUACAUACCUGCGCUAGAAGAUUUGAAUAGAAAAUAUUAUGAUCUUUUAGUUGAAGGCAAUGAAUUUACAUCUUCUUCACCCAUAGAAUUUGAGUUAAAAGACAGAAAUGAUAAUAGCACACUCGUUCAAAAAAGAAUAAGGUUUAUUUUCAAAUAGAAAUCUCUAGUUGAAUAAAAUAUUCAUAUUUCUUUGGACCUCAUCAAUUAAAACACAUAAAACACAAUUUCAACUACUACUGUAAUAAUUAUAGUUGCUUCGAUUGCUGGCAUAAUUAUGAUUCUAAGUAUUUCAUUUGCAAUUGGCAAAUACUUUAGAAACAAGAAAAUCAAAGAAGCCAUAUCUGCUUUAGCUAUGAUAAGAUAAAUGCAACAUGAAUAGAAAUACAUCGCAAAAAGCUUUGAUGAGGAAAUCUUGCAGCAACUACCUUUGAUCGAAAGCGAUCAAAUAAAGAACACAGAUGUCUGUCCAAUUUGCCUUGAUCUUUACACUAGUAAACCAGAUCUCAGAUCUACAAAAUGCAAACAUUUAUUUCACAAGGAAUGCAUUCUCGCAUGGAUAUAUAUUAACAAGAAUUGUCCAACUUGUAGGGCUGACCUAAAAAUACAUAUGAACCUUCAGAGAAAUCAAUAGCAGUAAUGA